CUGUAUCGCACCUUCAUCUUGUGUUUCUACUCAACGACGCUUUACCUUUCUAACCAUAACCCCUUCCAUUUACUCCUCCUUUCGUGUUGACUAUGGCCGAUAAAGUCGCCAAAUGGUCGUCUGGUGCAUCCUAUGGACCCGUGCUGUCCCAAACUGACCUCUACCUGCUCAACCCCACUCUUGAGGUACACCCCAUCUUAUGCGGGAAGAGCUCCAAGUUCCAACUUGUGUUCAAUCUUAGUAACGGACAUGCGGGAGGGUUCAACCCUGAUCAGAGAGACGCCGAUCUCCCUUUUAACGCCAAAGACGAGCCUGCGACACUCCCCCGUGUCCAGCAACUGUAUAUCAUUACGGACAUCACGCCUUGGUGCACUACUGUUAAGAACGACCGGGGGGUUACAAUGAAUGACAUUUGCCAAGCAAUGUGGAGAGAUUAUUCUGAGCACUACGUAACGGAUACGGAGUUUGGGACGCUCCCACCAAGGCUGCAGGAACAAGUCAAGCGGGCGAGUAGCUCCCGAGGUGCUAACGCUCAUUGGAACAUGUAUUAUUCCCCCGGGCAGGCGGCGACUCGAUUCAGGAGAUUUGACUGGCUCCGGGAUCGGUACUUUUUCGAGAACUUGCGUCGAGAUGAUGCCUAUGCAGAGUCUCGUCUCGGCUUCAAGGCUCCAAACAUUUUCAUCAUGUCCUUGACAGCUUAAUCAUUGACAUAUGUUUCAACACCCUUCUGGCUACUUACCGGGUGUAUAACAUUUUUUUUUUCCUUUUGUAAUCCAUAACCGUGUAGCUCAAAAUAUUCAGCCAUCAAGUCAGGACAGGCUGUUACAGGCCUUGUAGAACGAGAUGCGUUUAAUUGUACAGCUAAAGCCUCCAAAUGGGAUACUACAUCAGGAAGAAUCAAGUGGCUGUACUCACGUG
Molecule: messenger RNA, 918 nt
Organism: Guyanagaster necrorhizus
Lineage: Eukaryota; Fungi; Basidiomycota; Agaricomycetes; Agaricales; Physalacriaceae
Exons: 5
Coding region: 93-701 (202 amino acids)
Source: RefSeq, a predicted model, not a curated record